Messenger RNA from Peromyscus eremicus (cactus mouse), 2124 nucleotides. RefSeq names its product zinc finger protein 431-like. The coding region runs from base 121 to 1860 and encodes 579 amino acids. Gene Ontology annotation, biological process: regulation of transcription by RNA polymerase II. The record is from RefSeq and is a predicted model, not a curated record. NCBI's taxonomy places the organism in Eukaryota, Metazoa, Chordata, Mammalia, Rodentia, Cricetidae. The transcript is spliced from 4 exons. Gene Ontology annotation, molecular function: RNA polymerase II cis-regulatory region sequence-specific DNA binding; DNA-binding transcription factor activity, RNA polymerase II-specific.
GGUCACCAUCUUCAGGCUCGGCUUUGAAGAAAAGCUGGCGUCAUUGGUUUUGUAUGCUGUUCUGUGAGUGCUGCUGCAGGAAGCUGAGCAGAGAGCUUGGGCAAGUUGAAAACCCACAACAUGAAUACAGUGACCUAUGAUGAUGUGCAUAUUGACUUCACUUGGGAAGAGUGGACUUUGCUGGAUCCUUCCCAGAAGAAUCUCUACAAAGAUGUCAUGCUGGAGACCUACAGAAACCUCACUAUUAUAGGAUACAGUUGGGAAGACCAUAAUAUUGAAGAACAUUGUCAAAAUUCUAGAAGACAUGAAAGGCAUGAAAGAAGCCAAACUGGAAUGAAAACUUCUGUAUAUACUCAAUGUGGUAAAGCCUUUGCAUAUGAUAGUCAGCUUCAAAAGCAUGAAAGAAGACAUACUGGAGAGAAACCUCCUGAACGUAAUCAGUGUAAUAAAUCCUCUGCAUGUCACAUUAAUCUUCAAAGGCAUCAAAGAACACAUACUGGAGAGAAAUGUUGUGAAGGUAAUCAGUGUGUUAAAGCCUUGGCACAACACAGCCAUCUUCAGAUUCAUAAAAGAACACAUACUGGAAAGAAACCAAAUGAAUUUAAUCAAUGUGGUAAAGCCCUUGAACAUCAUGGUACUGUUCAACUGCAGAAAAGAACACAUACUAGAGAGAAAAGCUAUGAAUGCAAUCAAUGUGGUAAAGCCUUUGCUCAUCCCAUUACUCUUCAAAGGCAUAAAAGAACACAUACUGGAGAGAAACUCUAUGAAUGUAAUCAGUGUGGUAAAACUUUUGCACUUCAUAGUAAUCUUCAAAUGCAUAAAAGAACACAUACUGGAGAGAAACCCUUUGAAUGUAAUCAAUGUGGUAAGACAUUUACACAACAUGGUCAUCUACAAGUACAUAAAAGAACACAUACAGGAGAGAAACCCUAUGAAUGUAAUCAUUGUGGUAAAGCCUUUGGUCAUAACAGUACUCUUCAAAGGCAUGAAAGAACACAUACUGGAGAGAAACCCUAUGAAUGUAAUCAAUGUGGUAAAGCUUUUGCACGUCAGAGUCAUCUUCAAAUUCAUAAAAGUACACAUACUGGAGAGAAACCCUUUGAAUGUAAUCAGUGUGGUAAAGCCUUUGCACAACACAGUCGUCUUCAAGAACAUAAAAGAACACAUACUGGGGAGAAACUCUAUGAAUGUAAUCAAUGUGGUAAAGCCUUUGUACAACACAGUCAUCUUCAAGGACAUAAAAGAACACAUACUGGUGAGAAACCGUAUAAAUGUAAUGAAUGUGAUAAAGCUUUUGCAUGUCAGAGUAGCCUGCAAAGCCAUAAAAGUACACAUACUGGAGAGAAACCCUAUGAAUGUAAGCAAUGUGGUAAAGCCUUUGGACGUUAUAGUGAUCUUCACAGGCAUAAAAGAACACAUACUGGAGAGAAACCUUAUGAAUGUAAUCAGUGUGGUAAAGCCUUUACACGCCCCAGUACUCUUCAAAUGCAUAAAAGAACACAUACUGGAGAGAAACCCUAUGAAUGUAUUCAGUGUGGUAAAGCUUUUGCACUUCACAGUAAUCUUCAAAUUCAUAAAAGAACACAUACUGGAGAGAAACCCUAUGAAUGUAGUCAAUGUGGUAAAGCCUUUGCACAACAUAGUGAUCUACAAGAACAUAAAAGAACACAUACUGGAGAGAAACCCUAUGAAUGUAUUCAAUGUGGUAAAGCCUUUGGUCAUCGUAGUACUCUUCAAAAGCAUAAAAGAACACAUACUGGAGAGAAACCCUAUGAGUGUGAUCAAUGUGGUAAAGGCUUUGCACGUCAGAGUCAUCUUCAAGUUCAUAGAAGAACACAUUACUCAAGAGAAAACCUUUGAAUGUAAUCAACAUAAAGCCUUUGCACAACAGUCACCUUCAAGAACAUAAAAGAACACAUACUGGGGAGAAAGUAUGAAUGUAAUCAAUAUGGUAAAGGCUUUGCACAACACAGUCAUCUACAAGGACAUGAAAUAACAUAUUCUGGAGAGAAACCAUAUAAAUGUAAUCAAUAUGAUAAAGUCUUUGCAUGUCAAAGUAGCCUGCAAAAGCAUAAAAGUACACACACUGGAGAGAAACCCUAUGAAUAUAAUCAGUGUGGUAAA